Messenger RNA from Syngnathus typhle (broad-nosed pipefish), 1347 nucleotides. Its product is annotated as decapping and exoribonuclease protein-like. The transcript is spliced from 6 exons. The record is from RefSeq and is a predicted model, not a curated record. Gene Ontology annotation, cellular component: nucleus; cytosol. Gene Ontology annotation, biological process: nuclear-transcribed mRNA catabolic process; NAD-cap decapping. Gene Ontology annotation, molecular function: mRNA 5'-diphosphatase activity. Bases 1 to 1092 code for a protein of 363 amino acids. NCBI's taxonomy places the organism in Eukaryota, Metazoa, Chordata, Actinopteri, Syngnathiformes, Syngnathidae.
AUGUACCGCGAGAUGCUGAGCACCAGAAAGGAGGCGUACGGAGGCAAGGAGCCUCUGUUCGAAGAGCGAGUGGAGGAGGGCUCCUUCUCCCUGGACACGCAGGGAAGUUUCCACCACGACAAGAGUCAGAUGCGAUACUUUGUGAAACCUGAGCCGAACCCAAAUUUUGACCUGAGGGAUGGCUACAAUGACCGCUACAUAAGGAGAGAUGAAAAUGUGAAGAAGAACCUGGAACACAUCCUGCACUGGAUCUUGGCCAAUAAGUCCAACCUCAUGCAGAAGGCAGCCACGUCAUUUGCUUUGGAUGACUUUGACUUUGUGACAUCCCGAGGCCGUUUGACCAAUGUUUCAUGCACACCGUAUGAGGCUCUGACUGAGUGGUCGCUGGCCGUCACAAAGUUCAAAGGAGUAAUUUACAUCAACCAAGUGGAAACCGACAGCGCUCGCCAGAACCGGCAGAACCGCACCGAGAGCCACGAUGAGAAUAUAUACUGCGGGUACAAGUUUGAGCAGUACAUAUGCGCAGACAACAUUGACGGCUUACCUGAUUCGAGCGGCGUUGUCAACAACAACGAGGCCUUCUACAGCGUAGUCCGAACUCGUCUCUCGGACCACAGGCUGCUGUUCUACGGCGAGGUGGACUGCCGGGACAAAGACCCCAACGCUCUGGCUCCUCCCGCUUGCUACCUGGACCUCAAGACAUCAGGACAGAUGCACACAGAUAAACAGCGAACCAAUUUCCACAGGUUCAAGCUGCUCAAGUGGUGGGCACAGUCGAUCCUCCUUGGAGUCCCUCGCAUCGUGGCCGGCUUCAAAAAUGAUGAUGGGGUCAUCGUGUCCGUGCGGACUUAUCACACCGCCGAAAUUCCAAACCUGGUUAAGGGCCAGCUCAAGGACUUGGCUUGGAGGCCGUCGGUGUGCCUAAACUUCUGCAGCGAGUUUCUGUCGUUUGUCAAGCGCGUGGUGACCCGAGACGACCCUCGUGUGGUCUACCUGUUCUCCCGAAAAGCGCGCAGUGACGUGACCUUCACUAUCCACAGCGACUCCAUUUAUUCUUUCCUGCCUGAAUGGUACGUGACGGAAAUGAGCUAAAGAGGCACCACAGUAAUCCCUCUACUUCACGGAUUGCACCUAUCACCGGUUGUUUUCGGAAAGUAACCCCAGCGAAAAAUGAGGGAUUACUGCAUAUCUUUUUACACCGCUUGCGAAACAGUCGAAGCUCCGCAAAGUAUGCAGGCACUCCUUUGUGUUUUACAAGCAGGUUGGGCGAGUUGAUUCAUUCCAAGAAGUAACUGGCGUAAGCGUCAAACCUUUAUUAAGAAAUAAACUUUCAGUCUCUGAAUCAAA